Colletotrichum phormii is the source of this 1451-nucleotide messenger RNA. RefSeq lists its product as uncharacterized. The record is from RefSeq and is a predicted model, not a curated record. Lineage: Eukaryota; Fungi; Ascomycota; Sordariomycetes; Glomerellales; Glomerellaceae. Bases 442 to 1350 code for a protein of 302 amino acids. The transcript has a single exon.
CGCCGAUACAGGUCACCUACGGGAAGAAGUUCUGCUCGGAGGAUGGCAAGACGUCUUCUAACUGUCACGUACUUGCCGCAAAUAUCAUAAGAUCAUCGGUCACUCAGCCUACCACACCAUUAGCGUCCCCCAGCUUGGCAUACGUCCCCUUCUGAGUCUGCUCCGUCUCAUCAUCAAUAAGCCUGCAAUUGGCGCCGCUGUAAAGCGUCUCAAUCUGGAGAUGUCGGAUCGGUAUAGGCUUAAGGAAGAUGAAGAUGAAGAUGAACUUUCCCCCUUCACGUCAUUCGAUAUUCUUUUUAUACAGCAGGCUUCCGUUUCCGCAGGCGUUACCCCCAGCACCAUCUCUGGAAAGUGCAGGCUCUCCUUGACGAUGGUUUCGAUUAAUACGAUGAAGUUCAAGCUCAAAGGCACAAAUUCCUCGCUGUCCUUCUGCUUCACAACAUGAAGAAUCUUGAGGAACUUGCUUGCAACAGUACUUUAGAAGGAGGAUGGAUGAUUGGCACGGAUGUUGGCGCCGCCUUCAACUGCCCGCCGAUUCCUGGAAUAACUUCAUUGGCCAUGAGGUCCGUUAGUGACGACUUCACUACGGGCGGUGUCCCUUUUGUGGAGCUUUUGCCUUCCAUCCAGCGCCUUUCCCUGAUCGGGACCUGGCCAUUCUGUCUCGACAUCACGCCUGCAGGCCUACCCGAGAACUGCCUCCGUAACGUGACAGACGUCACGUUCAACGGCUUCAUCAAACCGAGAGAUGUAGCAGACUUUGUUGGAAGAUUCUCCAAGCAGCUUUCGGCAUUCAGGUACAUCUACAAGGACAAAUGGUCAGACGAAGUCGCCCAUGAAUAUGAACCAGCAUGGCCAAGCGACAUUGUUAACGCUUUACUUCCACACCACGCAUGUUCAUUGCGAACACUUUGUUUCGACUAUACAGAUUACUUGAGAGCCUGCAUGUGGCGUUCUAGAUUCGGCCGGCGUCGAAUAACUCUUCCAUCUCUUGCGGGGCUAGGCGCUUUGGAGAAUUUAUGGAUGGAACCUUUCCCUGAAGACAUUGAUCUUGGAGGUGCCCAGCCCAAACACGGGCGCUGGCCGCUUGAGGCACAUGCCUCUGCAAUGAUGUUGAAGAAGCUGCUGCCCCAGUCUAUGAAGCGGAUUUGCUCUGCAGGUAGAUGUAGUGUUAAACACGACGUAAAAGUUCUCGUCUGGUUUGCAACCAACGCUGGUUCUCUGCCCAGUCUCAGUCAGAUCGACCUCACAGAUAAGGCUAUAGUGGAUAAACUUGGUGGACUGUUCACGGAAGAGGGAGUCAAUCUAACACACCAAUACAGGCCGCAUUGUGCUUCUUGGGACGUCAAAUAACAAUGUUCGAGUUAUCGCGAGGGCGAUGGCCACGCAUGGCACAAGGAGAGGACCACUGAAACAAAGACUAUCAAAGUAGGCAUAUUCGGCUCAAACUUAAG